UACUGAAUAUAGUAAGUAUGUGGAGCACCCACCAGCUAUAAAGGUCUCUACUUGAAGAUACUCUAAAUGAAACUGCUUACUAAUAGAAUAUGAGUGACAUCAUGUCAUUUCCCAACAAAUCCAAGAUCAAACUUUUAACUGCUUAGACACGUGACUGUAGAUCUUAAGUGCAGUGGACUUUGUGUAUGUAUGUAUGUAUGUAUGUAUGUAUGUAUCUAUCUAUGAUAACUGGAAAGGGAAUGUGAAGGUAUAUAAAAAUAUAUGUUUUAGGCCCAUAUGUGAGAAUUGCAGAGGUAAAACAACCAUGCAUAAAACUUUUAAAGCAACACAAUAGAAUAAUAUGAUUUUAGAGUUAGAAGGAUUUUUUCAGAGAGAAAUCAAGACCACAGUGUUAGCUAGUAUUUUGAAAUACAAACUUAAUAGUAGCAGUUAAACACAAAUGUUACGGAGACUAAAAGGAAUGGGACCAUCUAAAACCUAGAAGGCCAAUCCAGGGAGGCGUCUGGGAGGAAGUGAGUUCUGAUGACUAUGUAUGAACAGAGAGAUGAGAGGAGAGUAUUGCAGGUAAGAUUAAGAAUUUAUCAGUGCUCUCCAGCCAGAGGCCACCAGGAAUUACCCGUGGUUGAACAGGUUGGGUUUGCAACUCGUUUCAGCAAGGGAGAAGGUAUACCAUAGGGAGAUACGGGGCGUCUCAGUAAGAGGGUGUUAGAAAUUAAUUAUAAGAUUUUAAGAUUUGAGCUUGUGUUAUGUGAUUUGGGAGAAGGUUUAAAGAAGCAGGGCUUUGCUCUGGAUUGAAGCAGGGAUAAUCCUAUGACUUUGUAUCUUAAUAAAUCUUAUCAGAAGGAGACAAGACGAGAGAGGCUAAUACUAUUAUUGGCAAGGAAGUAGCAGUUACUCAUUAGCCAGAUUAGAGGGAUAUUGGUCAUUUUGGACAAUAUCCAUGUUUUUGUUUGUGUUCAGAUAUGAUUACAGAAUGGCCUUGUUCCUGUCCUGCACCGUCAUGGUCACAGACUGGCUUGUCUGGUGUUGACGUUCUGUGAAAUUGUUUCCAUCGACAGGAGCACAUCGGGGCCUGGUUGUAAGCGCCAGGCCAGCUCCUGGAUGUCGGGGGUGGCUCUGCUCUUUCAUAAACUGGAAAUUAUAUCCCAAUGUGUUUCUGAUUCCAUACACCAACCAAGAUUUCCCUUACAAGAGGGUCCUGUUAUGGAAUGUUUCUCUUGGGGGUUAUUGAGUGGAUUUUCUUCCUAUAUUGUAAGGGUUUGUUUAACAACAUUGAUUAAAUGCCACUGUUUACUAGGGGCUCAGCUAGAUUCUGUGGGUGUCAGGAUGACAAGGGUCUCAAGAAUUUCAUAAUCUAAUGGAGCCAGAAGUAAAUGAGUGAUUACAGGACAUUGAAAUAAAGCUGGCAGAGAUAACCAGAAUCGGUAAAGAAUAUUAGAGGCUCCUGCGAUGAAGGGAAUGCUGAGAAGGAGCAGGCUGUUUUGCAAAUAGUAAGCUAAUUACAGAGGUGCCAAUAGGUUGGCAGCUGCUAAGGAAUAUUUUCCUUUUUGAGAAUCAGCAUCUUUGGGCUGAAGUGCAGGGUGAAUCCAAGGAAUCUCAGUGUUCUCUCUCUGAGAUUUAGGCACAGGAGAGGCACAAAUUUGGGCUCACUUGGCAAGCCACAUAUCAGAUCUGCUGUGUGAACACACCUGUGCCAGUAUUUGUAAUACGGUCGAGUUACUUAGCAUUUCUUAAGAGAUGUUAUUAUUUCUAAUCAUAAAAGCAACAGAUGCUCCCAACGAAAACUUUGGAAAAUGCAUUAAGUAUAAAAAAUCAGGGAGAAAAUUUGCCUAUGACCCCAAAGCACCCAUCAUAUUUUGGCAUUUUCUUCUUCAUUUUUAACAAAUUGUUUCCAUAGUUAAUAACAUGUUACAACCUGCUCUCUUUGCUUAACCUUAUGUCCAAGACAUUUGCCGACUUCUAGGCAAGCUUAAUUCAUGUCUGCAUAAUAUUUGAUUGUGUGGACACACCACAAUUUAUUAACUGCUCUUAAAAUUGGACCUUUAGGUGAUUUCCAAAUAUCUGGCAUUAUAAAUGGCAUUUUGAUGAAAUCUUUGUUCACAUUUCAGAUUACUUCUCUAAGCGAGAUCUGUGGAAGAGAUUAAUUCCUGGGUCAAAAGGUAUGAAUACUGAGCUAUGAUAGCAACCGGUGGAGUGAUAACUGGCCUGGCCGCCUUGAAAAGGCAAGACUCUGCCAGAUCACAACAUCACGUCAACCUCAGCCCAUCACCUACUGCCCAAGAGAAGAAACCAGUCAGGCGUCGGCCACAGGCCGAUGUCGUAGUCGUUCGAGGCAAAAUCCGGCUUUAUUCCCCAUCUGGUUUUUUUCUCAUUCUGGGAGUGCUUAUCUCCAUUGUAGGAAUCGCAAUGGCGGUCCUCGGCUAUUGGCCCCAGAAAGAACAUUUUAUUGAUGCUGAGACGACACUGUCGACUAACGAAACUCAGGUCAUUCGGAACCAAGGCGGCGUGGUGGUUCGCUUCUUUGAGCAACAUUUGCAUUCUGACAAAAUGAAAAUGCUCGGCCCUUUCACAAUGGGGAUUGGCAUCUUCAUUUUCAUUUGUGCAAAUGCCAUUCUUCAUGAGAACCGUGACAAAGAAACCAAAAUCAUACACAUGAGGGAUAUCUAUUCCACAGUCAUCGACAUCCACACGCUAAGAAUCAAGGAGCAAAAGCAUAUGAAUGGUAUCUACACCGGUUUGAUGGGAGAAACAGAAGUAAAACAGAAUGGGAGCUCCUGUGCCUCGAGGCUGGCAGCAAAUACCAUUGCCCCUUUCUCAGGUUUUAGGAGCAGUUUUCGCAUGGACAGCUCUGUCGAGGAGGAUGAGCUGGCGCUAAACGAAAAUAAGAGUUUGGGGCAUCUUAUACCACCUUUGCUUGCUGACAGCUCUCUGUCUGUCUUUGGCCUCUAUCCACCUCCUUCCAAAACCACUGAUGAUAAGACCAGCGGCCCUAAGAAAUGUGAAACCAAAUCAAUUGUGUCAUCGUCCAUCAGCGCUUUUACAUUGCCUGUGAUCAAACUGAAUAACUGUGUUAUUGAUGAGCCCAGUAUAGAUAACAUCACCGAGGAUGCUGAGAACCUCAAAAGUAGGUCAAGGAAUUUGUCGAUGGAUUCCCUUGUGGUCCCUUUGCCCAACGCCAAUGAGUCCUUCCAGCCAGUCAGCAUGGUGCUCCCCAGGAAUCAUUCCAUCGGGGAGUCUCUGUCGAGCCAGUACAAGUCCUCUGUGGCCCUUGGGCCUGGGGCUGGACAGCUCUUAUCUCCUGGGGCUGCUAGAAGACAAUUUGGGUCCAACACAUCUUUACAUUUGCUCUCGUCACAUUCAAAAUCCUUAGACUUAGACCGGGGUCCCUCCACCCUAACUGUCCAGGCAGAACAACGAAAACACCCAAGUUGGCCUCGGUUGGAUCGGAGCAACAGCAAAGGAUAUAUGAAACUAGAGAAUAAAGAGGACCCGAUGGAGAGGCUGCUUGUACCCCAAGCUGCAAUCAAAAAAGACUUUACCAAUAAGGAGAAGCUUCUUAUGAUUUCAAGGUCUCACAAUAAUUUGAGUUUUGAACAUGAUGAGUUUUUGAGUAACAACCUAAAGCGGGGAACUUCUGAAACGAGAUUUUAAUGUUCAGAAAUAUAUCAUUUUACAAGGCUACAUAUUUUAAAACAAUUUUCACCAGUGUUUCCUUGUUAAAGUAUUGGUUAAAAGCCCUUUUAAUCAAAUGAUGUGUAGUGUUAGACCUGGCUGUUUAUACUGGAGAUGGUUAUAUGUUUGGGUUACAUAUGAUUGCAGCACUUUAUAUUAUCACAAAUGAUUUUACAUUUUCCAUUCCUUUGAAAAGAUUAUCUCUUUUAUUAAUAUGAAUACAGAACACUUCCAUCUGAAUUAAAGCUCGCAUUCCUUACUUUCAAGUUCUUUCAUUGAUGGUCAUAUACAUAGAAUGAAGUGUCCAGUUUGGAAGAGGUAAGGUACCAAAGUGUGGACUAGAAGUACCAAAUUUAGGGCCAAGAUUCAA
This is a messenger RNA of Acinonyx jubatus (cheetah), 4042 nucleotides long. It is a transcript of the gene TMEM200A, whose product is annotated as transmembrane protein 200A. The record is from RefSeq and is a predicted model, not a curated record. NCBI's taxonomy places the organism in Eukaryota, Metazoa, Chordata, Mammalia, Carnivora, Felidae. The transcript is spliced from 2 exons. The coding region runs from base 2176 to 3651 and encodes 491 amino acids.